Messenger RNA from Musca domestica (house fly), 634 nucleotides. RefSeq lists its product as uncharacterized. The transcript is spliced from 2 exons. The record is from RefSeq and is a predicted model, not a curated record. NCBI's taxonomy places the organism in Eukaryota, Metazoa, Arthropoda, Insecta, Diptera, Muscidae. The coding region runs from base 55 to 402 and encodes 115 amino acids.
UUUGAAUUUAAUUCCCAAAAUCAGCAGUAAAAUAUUGUGAAUAACAACGGAGCCAUGGAUUUAAUGCCUUCAAUCAGUUACCUUCUCCUACUACUAGUGGUCAUCAUAUCCACACUCAGCCGGGUCUCAGCCAUACCAGCAAGACCAAGAAGUGGUCUGCUCGAUAGCCUGAAAACUGGCUACUACUACAUUGAUGAUGGUGUCAUUACAGCCAUCUCGCCGGAUACCUUGAUAACCAUUGCCAGGGAUUCAUCAAGACCACCGCCCGGCAAGAGACGCCAGGAUACGGAUGUCUCAGCCGAUGGACAAUCGGCAAAUAGCGUAAAAUUCAAACCUGUUGUCCGUUACAAGCAGACCAAAACAAAACGCAAGAAGUUGUUUGUUCCCAAUUUCUUUGGAUAAGCAAGCGCAGCAAUGGGAGUCGAUAGGGUUGGGUUUUUAUUUAUAUAAAUUUAAAAAAAUACAUAUUUUUAAGCAUUUAUAAGACUGUAGACUGACAGAGGUCUAAAAUUGUUAUAGCUUUUAACUGCCAGCAUAGCUAUUAUAAAUUAUUGGAAUUAGUUUUAGGGACAAAUUUUGCCAUAGGUUUAUAAGAUUUAAUGUAACAUUUUUCUAUGUAAGAUGUUAAAAUAUU